This is a messenger RNA of Spinacia oleracea (spinach), 2118 nucleotides long. RefSeq lists its product as uncharacterized. The transcript has a single exon. Bases 1 to 2118 code for a protein of 705 amino acids. The record is from RefSeq and is a predicted model, not a curated record. Lineage: Eukaryota; Viridiplantae; Streptophyta; Magnoliopsida; Caryophyllales; Amaranthaceae.
AUGACUGAGUCAAGCGAACCGAUAAUCCAGCAGAUAGAACCACCCACCUCAAAAAAUAACCAGAGAACCACAAAUGUACCCUUGUUCGGCAUGCCUCAGAGUCUUGGUCCGCCAAGAGAGACACCACAACCCAGAGCUAUGGCAACCCCUAGCCAGGGCCAGGGUAUCCCAAUUCCAACCAGUGCCUCACUAGCACGAUUGGGGGCACAAUUCUCACCCGACCAGAUGCGCACAGCAAUAGAAGUCCUGACAUUCCUUACUCAAACAACCCCACAAGCCCAGGUCAUGAGAACAGCCCCAGAGGUUGAGGUUGAUCAGAGGAGAAAACGUCCCAGACCCCAACAUAGUCCGAAUGUUUGGAGGAGGAAUCUGCAGCAAGACAUGGAAGGGGCUGAUAAUCAAGAGCAUGAAGCAGAGAGUAUCACACCAAGCAGAGCUCAACCCCGGGCAAGGACUGAACAAGCACCCAGUCAUAGACACCACUCCGUGUCAGGUACGCCCAAUCCCAUCCGAGCAGUAGUUAAGCCUGAUAAUUCUCCCUUCUGCGAUGAAAUACUCUCUGAAAGAAUGGAAAAGAUAAAAAUGCCCACCUGCAAAUACUCCGGAAAGACAGACCCAACGAAUCACCUCUCUGCCUUUGGGGGACACAUGAUGCUAUAUACCAACACAGACUCUAUGUGGUGUAAGGUCUUCCCUUCUACUCUAGAGGGGAUGGCACAGAGCUGGUUUGGUAAAAUACCCAAAGGCACUAUAACAUCUUUCCGGCAGCUAGCUAUCUUGUUUCGCACCCAAUACGUGGCAAACAUUGCCAGAGAAAGGAUGACAGGGGAGCUGAUGUCAGUCAUCCAGGGGCCUCAGGAAUCUCUGAGGGAAUACAUAUCCAGAUUCAAUAUGGAGGCGUCGAAUAUACCCAAGUUGCAGCAAGAGGUAGCAGUCCUGGCCAUGAUGACUGGUCUGCGGGAUGGAGAGUUCAAGAGUUAUCUGGGCAGAAAAUCAUUCACAACCCUGGCAGAGGUACUGGGAAAGGCAAAUGAAUUUAUAAAGAGUGAAGAAAUUGGCAGAGCAACCUCACGUCGAUAUGUGGCAAGUGAGAACAAUUACGGUAGUCAGAGCAAGAAAGAGCCAUACAAAAAAGAAUACUCAGACAGAAGAGAAAACCCACAGCCAAGAAGAGACUGGCAGGGACCAGGCAGAGGCAAAGGUAAUGAGUUUAAAACUGAGAAAAGGGGGAAGUUUAAUGAGUAUACCCCCUUAGUGGCAUCCAGAACUCAAAUUUUUGCCAUUAGCAAAGAAGACGAGAAGUGGCAGAGACCUCCCAAAAUGUACAACAAGUACAGGGACCCAAAAAAGUACUGUGACUUUCACAGAGAUCAUGGCCACCUCACAGAAGAGUGCACCCAUUUGAAGGAUAAUAUCGAAGAUCUGAUCCGGAGGGGAUACUUGACUCAAUUCAAAGCAAAAAGCUCGUAUAGCAGGACCUAUGAGAACAGAGAUAAUGAUAAUAGGUCCGACAAUAAGAAGGCGGAACCUAAGCAGAGCUAUCCAGCAGACCAAAAGAGAAUGGGCGACAUUUUGGUCAUAACAGGAGGGCCAGUUUACGCAGGAACCACUGUUAGCGGGGCCAAAGCCAGUGUGAGCGAAUUCAAUCACCAGGUUAAUUACCAUAAUUCUGGAAGGUGGCCCGCCCCUCCAAAAAUCCCGCAGUGCACUUUCACAGAGGAGGACUGUAAAGGCAUAAUAUACCCCCAUGACGACCCCAUGGUACUAGCCCUGAAUGUAGCAAACAGAAAAAUCCACCGUAUUCUGAUAGACGGAGGUAGCUCUGCGAACAUCUUGUUCUGGCCUGCUUUCCAAGAGUUGCAAAUUGAUGAGAAAUACGUAAAACCAGUCAAUUACCCAGUAAUCGGAUUCACAGGAGCCACAGUGAUACCAGAAGGGAUAGUCAGUUUGCCAGUGCAGAUUGGCCAAGGGAAGGAUAUCAAGGACAUCAUGGUAGACUUCAUGAUUGUGAAAGUCCCCGCAGCCUACAACGUCAUUCUUGGCAGACCAUUCAUCCAUGACGCAGGGGCUGUAGUCUCCACUUAUCACCUUAAUUACCAUGAUGUAUACGACAAAUGA